Aspergillus puulaauensis is the source of this 987-nucleotide messenger RNA. RefSeq names its product NAD(P)-dependent oxidoreductase. The transcript is spliced from 3 exons. The record is from RefSeq and is a predicted model, not a curated record. NCBI's taxonomy places the organism in Eukaryota, Fungi, Ascomycota, Eurotiomycetes, Eurotiales, Aspergillaceae. The coding region runs from base 1 to 987 and encodes 328 amino acids. Gene Ontology annotation, biological process: L-valine catabolic process. Gene Ontology annotation, cellular component: mitochondrion. Gene Ontology annotation, molecular function: NADP binding; NAD binding; 3-hydroxyisobutyrate dehydrogenase activity.
AUGGCCAAAGAGCGCUCUGCCAUUGCCUUCAUAGGGCUGGGGGUCAUGGGCUAUCCCAUGGCCAUCAAUCUGCGUCGCAAGCUGGACCCCAACGUCACACUACUUAUCAGCGACAUUUCUCCCGCAGCUGUCACACGUUUCCAGGAUGAAGCCUCGGAGUAUGGCCCCGUUGAGGUCGUGCAGAAUGGGUUUGAGGCUGCCCAAGACGCGGAUAUGAUCAUUACAAUGCUUCCCAACGCCUCCGCCGUAGAAGGGGUAUACCUUGACCCCAAGACGGGUAUACUCGCGGGCAUGGAAUCCCGAGAUACAAAAGCCGGAACAGCGAGCGUGGUGCUGAUGGAAUGCGGAACGAUUGAAUCGGCUACUAUUCAGAAAGUUGCCCACGUGACGGAGCAACUACAAAAGCAGCUGGGCCAGCUGUCGCUUGACUUUGUUGACGCCCCUGUCUCUGGGGGCCCGAUGGGUGCGCGGGCAGCCUCCCUUACGUUCAUGGUGGGCGCAACAGCUGCCGGGUUUGAGACGGUGGCGCCGGUCCUGGCUCACAUGGGAGACCGCGCGGGCAUUUUCCAUUGCGGCCAGGUUACGGCGGGCACGGCGUUCAAAGUGAUCAAUAACUACCUCUCAGCCAUCACCAGUCUCGCCGCGAGCGAAGCACUCAACAUUGGUGCCAAAAUGGGACUGGACCUCAAGAUGCUGACGGAUGUAAUCAACGUGAGUGGGGGGCAGUGCUGGGUUACGUCGAAAAGCAAUCCAGUCCCUGGCAUCCAUCCGAGCGCCCCUGCCAGCCGUGGAUACGAGGACGGGUUUCGCAUUGAGCUGUGUCGAAAGGUAUUGGCGAUGGGCACCGGAUUGGCACAGGCCGUUGGGGCCCGCACUAUUCUGGAUAAGCCCACGUUGGCUGCAUUUGACGAGGCGGCAAGCGAUCCUCGAUACAAGGGGAAGGAUGCCCGCGUCGUGUAUAAAUGGUUGAAUGAGAGCCCUCAAUAG